GAAAUAGUUCUAGCCCGACAACUUCACGUCGCACGACUCGCACGACUGUCAACGGAGGUUUCGAAAAUGCUCUGGGAGACGCGCGCCGAUUUCGUUGUCCUGUGCGUGUGACUCGGGCCCGGUUGCGGAAGAGUCGCGGAAUCAUGUGGCCGAUGCGGCCGGAGAUGACUCGCGACGAGUGCAGGAAGUGCCUACGAUGCCUCGAAUUAGACGCUUAUGGAAGUAUGGUCUCUGUCCUACGAGCUCAAGGCCCUUUCACCAACGAAAAACAAAAAUUGUUGCAAGAACUUGCUAAAGUAUUACAUAUCUCCAAUGAAAGACAUCGUGCCGAAGUACGGAGAGCUGUGAACGACGAGAAGCUUGCAACAAUUGCAGAACAACUUAACGGUCCAAAUACUGGUAUAGAUUGGACUUUGGAAGGUCGUCGAACUGUUCCUCUUUUGCCAAGAUUAAAAGCGCGGUCUGCAUUUACGACAUUAGCGAAUAGCCUGUCUCUUACCACUGCAAUUGCAAACCAGAAGAAACCUAAUAGAUGUAAUACUAUUAGACAAUCUGGAAAUCCAACAGUGUUAACAGCUGCUGAAACUGAAUCUCAUCCUAACUUAAAAAUGGAAGAAGACUCUAUUGAUACAAAACUAAAUUGCUUUGAAAAUGAGUUCAACAGCAAUACAUCACAAGAGAAUUCAAAUUUGAUCGAAGAUGAGAGGAUAGAUAAUAAAGAUGUGGUGCUUGAUAAAGUUAGUGAGAAACCCAAGGAAUUUUCUCGAAAGCGCAAAUCUCCUUCCCCAUUGCCGACAGCGCCACCGAAUAAAGUUCUAGUAGUAUCUGAACCGCCAAACCAUAUUUUGCGGACUUCCGAUAUUAAGCAAGCAUCGCAAGUAUUACAAGUAACCAAGCGUAAAAAUUUUGCGUUAAUUACGGUUACUGAUAACGAGAUCUCAGAUUCUAAAGAGAGCACAACAGUGUCAGGACAUUCGAGUGAGUGCACCGCAGCUCCAUUAAACAAACCUGUAAUUGCUACAACUUCUAUGUGUACAAACAACGCCAGCAAUCCUAAGACAGUAGUAAGCACUGAGCCGAAUAAAAUUAGUACAAAAGUAGUGCCGGCAGUACCAAGCUGUGUUUUGAGCAUAAACAAAGUGCAUUCAAAUAAAGACACACAACCUCAAGAUAGCACAAUCUCUUUUACUGUUGCAGAUGGUACACAGACAACGCAGGUAUCUGACAAUACUAGCUCAAAUCCAUCAUCUGUGAAGAGCUCUGUGACGUCAGUUAUACAAAGUACUAGAUUAUCAAGUCCUUCACUUACACAAGCGAUGCCUGUGUAUCCUGGAACCACUGUAUCAAGCGGUCCUGGCCCACCUCAAGUUAAACAAGUAGCGUUAAUGUGCAAGAAACUGCCAUCCGAACAAAUUGCAAACUUUGAUCAUCAAUCCACUGCCAAAACGGUAAAUGGUAUUUUUCCCAAGAAAGUUGUAAAUAUGCCUCAUUAUACUAACACUAAAUUAAAUAAGACUAAUGUGAUCGUUAUUCAGAAGGCAAAAGCCGUAACAUUAUCACACGCAGGCAAGGAAGUGCUAGGGAAAGUAAUAAUGGAAGGAAAGAAUCUAUGCGUUACGAGCCAACCUAAUGUAAACUCGAUUAACAUUCAACCCCAUCAUAUCUCUCUGAACAAUGGAGAUCAAAUAAAGACUACGUUGCCGACUGUAAACUUGUCGCAGAAUGCAGAAUCUGUCAAAUCGAAUAUAAAGUCUGGAAAAACAACGGUUGUAUCUGUGGUCACACGUUUACGGCACGACGUUCCGGAGAACAAGCUUUUCGAUUCGCCGGCCAUUCUUAAUGUUGACUCUAAGACUGUAAACGCGACUAUAAAUUUGCCAAAGGAAGAGUGCAACAGCGACAAAAAUAUGAUCGAUCUGAUACGAUCACCGAUAUCGCUGAAAACAGAUUCCUCCAUAUCGGAAGAAAACCAACAUAGGAAAAACGACGAUAUUAACGCGAGUGUGAAUUCUCAAAUCUUGUAUCUAGAAUCCUCAAAAUCAUUGGGAAUAAAGGACUGUCAAGUCAAGUUUCCGUUAGAAAUCAAGGACAUACCUGUCAAGCAAGUGAACGAUAAAGAUACGAACGUUGAAGACGUUAACGCGAGUAUUAAUUCUCAAGUCGUGUACCUAGAAUCCUCAAAAUCGUUAGGAAUCAAGGAAUGUCAGUUCAAGUUUCCGUUAGAAAUCAGCAAGGAUAUACCCGUCAACCAAAUGCACGAUAAAGACGCGACCGUUGAAGACGAUGUUCGAAUAGAAAAAUUCGAAAACGAAAACGUGAAUACAUUUGACGCGUCACUAGAAUCCACAAAUAAGAAUUCGCAGAGCUUCCUAGCGGACAACGACGAGAAUCACGAUUUAGAGAAGUCGUCGAGGUCAAUGGUGAUCGUAAAGGUGGACGAGCACGACGACUCGUAACAACUAAAGAUCUCGCGUUACGCGUGUGGUAAUCGUCAUUACACGACGGCAAGGCUGAUACUUUCAUUUCGAAAGCGUACUGAUGUAUUUAUCAUGUAUAAGUAUAUACGCGUAUGUUUCUAUUUAUAUAUAUGUACGUCUAUUUUAAUGAGGUUUAUAUACAUAUGUCUCGGAAGAUUUCGACGAUCUCGGAAGGAUUGAAAAUGCCUGAUGCCAAUCUUUUCAUUAUUACGUAAUUAUACAGAAUGAAUAAGAUAAUUUGAUCAUUUGUAAAAAAUAAGCUUCUGACAUUUAAACAUAUUAAUUAAUAUUAGUACUGUAUAUAAGUGCCAAAUUAUACAAUCUGCCAUUAAUUUAUACUUUUGUAAAGAAAUAUGUUCAUUCAAUUUUUCGUAAUCCCAGGUUUGCAGUGUAAAUUCCUUCGUCAGCUUUUAAUUCCGCUACUAUUUCCCGAUAGAAAAGAAGCGAGCCGAAAAUUCCAUUUGCAUUUAGCGCUAAGUAUAACUGUAUUAUUACUGAUUAUAUUAUCAUUAUGUGAUUCUUUGAAUGUAUAAUAUAUUCGUUAUGAAAUGUAGGGCAGUUAUAUUUAACGCUAAAUGCAGUUUUUCAAUUCGAAAAUUUGUAUUUUCAUUGCAUAUUUAGCAAUUUUGCUAUUUAGUUUUAAAUUGAUAAAUUAUUAAAUCAAUGCAAUUACUAUAAAUUUUACACGUUACACGGCAAAAGGAAAAAUAACUGGAUGUGUCAAAUUACAUGCGCACUCGAAAAAAACAUUUUGUACUUUUGUUUGUAAAUAUUUUUGUAAAUGUGAUAUUAUGAUGUUAAGUAUCUAGAAAUUUGGUUUUGUGAAUCUGUCACUUGCUCAUAUUACUGUUGCAGCGGCGUUGUAAAUAUUUUGUAAAUGUCCGACGUACUCACUCUGAGAAAGAACGUUGAGCGGAUAUAUACUUUCCUCCGCCCUAUCGCCAUUAAUGAAUUGCGAAUGUUAAUAAAAGUUCAGUGAUAGAAUUAGUUAUCAAUAGCGAAAGAGAGAAGUAUCAUUUUUUGCUAUUUUUUAAUAAAACUCGCUCAUAUAGAGCAACAGUUUGUUCUCACCUAAGAGAGCGUAACAAGAAAAAAAGCUAUAUUUUUUGUAAGCGAAAUGACACUGCCCUUCGAAUCGCAAUAUCGUGAUAUUCUAUUACUUAGACUUUACUGUAUUUUAUGCAGUAUUUCCGCCAAGUUGCAGGAUACUUUCGCCUAAAUUCUUAUUGUACGAAUUUCUAAGCUAAUCUUCACCAAUAUGUAAAUUGAGAUAAUUACAUUCUCUCAGUUGAGUAUAUACUCGGCAUAUACUGAGUGUCUCAGAUUUCUCGUGUCACGAGACGCGGUAACGUUUCGCGCCAAAUAUAUCUAGAAAUAUAGCAGUCGGAAAAGACAUUACAGCGUAAUUCUUUACCGGAAUGACGGACUUUUUCAAAGCGUAAUUUAAUAUUUACUUUCGCAUAAGCGAUUUUAAAAAAAUGUUAAAGCGAACGAUUUAAUUCCUUGCCUUAUUAACAGCGAAUGGUACAGCUUACAAGCCAAACAUAAAAACGCGAAUCAGAUUCGUGGUAUAUGUAUGUAUGUACAUACAUUCUACGGCCCAAACAUAAAAAACACAAGAGUUGAACUCGUGUUAUAAAUUAUUUUAGACCGUCAGACAUAUUAAUAAAAUUAUAUCUUAUAUCUACAUUUAUAUUUACAAGCUCUCUUAUAUAUAUAAAUAAUCACAUAUAAUUAUUAUUGAAGAUUCAUGUUUCAUAAGAUAAUGCUUGAAAGUUUCUUAUUACGGUAUCAUGAUAUCAUUGAUCUUCCAGCAAAAAAGAGCGUAUUACCAGACACUUGAUUGGCCCAGCAUGCGAACGAUCUUGUUCCUAACUACGAAAUGGACGGUCACAAAUUUAGAUCAUAAGGCAAGGGAUUACUUAAUCAGUUUUUCAAAAUUGUUUUUCGUUAAUUUUUAGUUAACUUAUAAAGCGAGUCUUAUUUUAACAAUUUUAAUGUAAGAUUUUGUUACCGAAUCAAUAUUGUUUAUAUUAAGAAAUUAUAAAAAAAAAACCGCGCACGUACAUCAUUCUCUCAAUGGCAAUACUCCACAGAUUUCUAUAUACUAUAGAUUUCUAUUUCUAUAGAAAUCUGUGCAAUACUCUCAUUUAGAAGUAAAAUUUGUAGAUGACAACUAAUGCAAUAAAUCAGAGAUACUUUGUUCUGUAUAUAAUGAUACUAGUGCAAAUUGUGUACAGAUACAAACAAUAUUUAUAGCUAAUUGCGAAAAAAUAAAAAUGUUUAAACGUGA
This is a messenger RNA of Wasmannia auropunctata (little fire ant), 4770 nucleotides long. Its product is annotated as protein EMSY. Bases 144 to 2456 code for a protein of 770 amino acids. Gene Ontology annotation, biological process: regulation of DNA-templated transcription. The record is from RefSeq and is a predicted model, not a curated record. The transcript has 14 exons. NCBI's taxonomy places the organism in Eukaryota, Metazoa, Arthropoda, Insecta, Hymenoptera, Formicidae. Gene Ontology annotation, cellular component: nucleoplasm.